This is a messenger RNA of Equus quagga, 2812 nucleotides long. It is a transcript of the gene SH3BP1, whose product is annotated as SH3 domain binding protein 1. The transcript is spliced from 18 exons. The coding region runs from base 335 to 2440 and encodes 701 amino acids. NCBI's taxonomy places the organism in Eukaryota, Metazoa, Chordata, Mammalia, Perissodactyla, Equidae. The record is from RefSeq and is a predicted model, not a curated record. Gene Ontology annotation, cellular component: cytoplasm; intracellular anatomical structure; cytosol. Gene Ontology annotation, molecular function: GTPase activator activity; protein binding. Gene Ontology annotation, biological process: regulation of actin cytoskeleton organization; positive regulation of GTPase activity; signal transduction.
CCGGGAGGGGAACAGCGCGCACAACCUGCGCCCGGCCCGGUGGCCCGACCGACAGACUGACACUCGCCGGACCGGCCGGGGGCGAGCGGAGGGCCGGAAGACAGGGGAGAGAACGGGGAAACAAACUUGCAGAGAGGAGUGACCUGGGGGCCGGGGGCGGAGCCGCGAGCGGGGGAGGAGAGCGCGGCGGCGAGAGCGCGGCUGGCCCAGGAAGCGGAGAGCGCCGCCCACCCAUCCGGGGCGAGCGAGGCGCCGCGGUCAGAGGCAGGCUGGGCCGGGGGCUGCCGGGCCCUCGACCCCCUCCGUGACCCCGCAACCCCAGCCCGGCCCCAAGAUGAUGAAGAGGCAGCUGCAUCGCAUGCGGCAGCUGGCCCAGACGGGCAGCUUGGGACGCACUCCGGAGACUGCCGAGUUCCUGGGUGAGGACCUGCAGCAGGUGGAGCAGCGGCUGGAGCCGGCCAAGCGAGCAGCGCACAAUGUCCACAAAAGGCUGCAGGCCUGUCUGCAGGGCCAGAGCGGGGCAGACAUGGACAAGCGGGUGAAGAAACUUCCUCUCAUGGCUCUGUCCACUACGAUGGCCGAGAGCUUCAAGGAGCUGGACCCCGACUCCAGCAUGGGGAAAGCCUUGGAGAUGAGCUGUGCCAUUCAGAACCAGCUGGCCCGCAUCCUGGCCGAGUUUGAGAUGACCCUGGAGAGGGAUGUCCUGCAGCCACUCAGCAGGCUGAGUGAGGACGAGCUGCCAGCCAUCCUCAAGCACAAGAAAAGCCUGCAGAAGCUGGUGUCUGACUGGAACACCCUCAAGAGCAGGCUCAGUCAGGCAGCUAAGAACUCAGGCAGUGGUCAGGGCCUGGCAGGCAACCCAGGCAAUUACAGCCACACCACCACGGCCAACAAGAUGGAGACGCUGAAGGAGGAGGAGGAGGAGCUGAAGAGGAAGGUGGAGCAGUGCAAGGACGAGUACUUGGCCGAUCUGUACCACUUUGCCACCAAGGAGGACACAUACGCCAACUACUUCAUCCACCUCAUGGAGAUUCAGGCCGAUUACCAUCGCAAGUCUCUGAGCUCACUGGACACGGCCCUGGCGGAGCUGAAGGAGAACCACAGCCAAACAGACCCCUCCCCCUCGAUGACGGCCGCCCCCUCCUCCAGGGUGUAUGGGGUGUCGCUGGGAACGCACCUGCAAGAACUGGGCCGGGACAUCGCCCUGCCCAUCGAGGCCUGCGUCAUGAUGCUGCUUUCCGAGGGCAUGAAGGAAGAGGGCCUCUUCCGUCUGGCCGCCGGGGCCUCAGUGCUGAAGCGCCUCAAGCAGACGAUGGCCUCCGACCCCCGCAGCCUGCAGGAGUUCUGCUCUGACCCCCACGCCGUGGCAGGUGCCCUCAAGUCCUAUCUACGGGAGCUGCCAGAGCCCCUGAUGACCUUUGACCUCUAUGAUGAUUGGAUGAGGGCAGCCAGCCUGAAGGAGCCGGGGGCCCGGCAGGAAGCCCUCCAAGAGGUGUGUGGCCGCCUGCCUCGCGACAACCUCAACAACCUCAGGUACCUGAUGAAGUUCCUAGCACGGCUGGCCGAGGAGCAGGAGGUGAACAAGAUGACGCCCAGCAACAUCGCCAUCGUCCUGGGGCCCAACCUGCUGUGGCCCCCAGAGAAGGAAGGGGACCAGGCCCAGCUGGAUGCAGCCUCAGUGUCGUCCAUCCAGGUGGUGGGCGUGGUCGAGGCUCUGAUCCAGAGCGCAGACACCCUGUUCCCUGGAGACAUCAACUUCAAUGUGUCAGGCCUGUUCUCAGCCCCCGCCGCCCAGGACAAGCUCAGUGACAAGCCGGCCUCUGAGGAGCUUCCGAUUGCCAUGCCCACCCCGGCCGCCACCCCGGCUCCAGCUCCAGCUCCAGGUCCUGCUCCUACCUCAGCCUCAGUGGCUGCCAAGGAAAGGAUAGAGUCCGAGGCGCCCCCCAGACCAGCCUCCCCCAAGGUCAGUAGGAACCCCUCGGAGGCAGCUGCCCCAGCGGAGGACACGGCUCGGAGGACCAAGCGCCCAGCGCCGGCCAGGCCCACCAUGCCGCCACCCCAGGUCUCCAGCACCCGCACCUCCCCUCCAGCCCCACCCCCACCCGCGGGCUCUGGCAGCCCUGUGACCCCCCGGGCUCUGCCCCGCCGGCUGGUGGGCAGCAGCCUCCGGGCCCCCACAGUGCCCCCCCCACUGCCCCCUAUGCCCCCGCAGCCUGCCCAGCGCCAGAGGUGGCGUUCUCCAGCCUCCCCAAGCUCGGCCUCCCCGGGUCCAGCCUCCCCAGGUCCAGCCUCCCCGUCUCCGGCCUCCCCCAGCCCAGCCUCCCUGAGUGGGCCUGCACGGGUGGACCUGGGGGCGGCCAUGGAGGAGGGAGGGGCCCACACUUCCCCACCUAACCCCCCCCAGCCCCCGCCCCGGAGCCUCGCCUCAGAGACUGACUGAGCUCGGGGCCCCUCCGGGCCCCCCCCCCCCCCCCCCCCCCCCCCCCCCCCCCCCCCCGCCUUGUCCCCAGGACACAGCCCUCACCCCUCCCGAGGGGUGGGGGCCUCCAGCCUUUGCCGCAAGUGCCUCGGUGCCCGCUGGGUCGGCCCCCACCGCAAGGAGGACUCAGGACAGCCCUCCACCCGCAGAGCUUUUCCUCCUGGACCCACCCUGGGCUUGGGGGGCCCUCAGCCGACUCCCCACUCUCUGGCAGGGUCCCAGGGGAGCCGCCGGAAGGAAAGAGCUUGCCCGCUCCUACAGGACGUUUAUUUUUCUCUUGCCAACGUAUUUUUUUGUAAGGCUGGUAAAUAAAUUAUUUUGGACAAAAUCAGA